GAAGAAGCUAGAACAUCACUUUUCGUCACUUCCCGUUUUAUGUUCGUGUGAGAAAUAUUCCGUGGAAAUAUCCUCCUCUUGCCGCCUGUCUUUUGUGUUUUCAAUAUCGAACUAUCGGGAUUGUAAUUCUCAACUACGAAUCGUGUCGAGUAAGCGACUAGAGCCACCAUGCAAAUCUUUGUGAAGACUCUUACAGGCAAGACCAUCACUCUCGAGGUCGAAGCUUCUGAUACAAUAGAAAAUGUAAAAGCCAAGAUCCAAGACAAAGAGGGAAUUCCUCCGGAUCAGCAGCGUCUGAUUUUCGCCGGCAAACAGUUGGAAGAUGGCAGAACUCUUUCCGACUACAACAUCCAGAAGGAAUCCACGCUUCAUCUGGUUCUGCGUCUUCGAGGAGGCAUGCAGAUAUUUGUCAAAACUCUCACAGGCAAGACUAUUACUCUCGAAGUCGAAGCUUCUGACACGAUAGAAAAUGUAAAAGCCAAGAUCCAAGACAAAGAGGGAAUUCCUCCGGAUCAGCAGCGUCUGAUUUUCGCCGGCAAACAGUUGGAAGAUGGCAGAACUCUUUCCGACUACAACAUCCAGAAGGAAUCCACACUUCAUUUGGUUCUGCGUCUUCGAGGAGGUAUGCAAAUAUUUGUAAAGACUCUCACAGGCAAGACCAUCACCCUCGAAGUCGAAGCUUCUGACACAAUAGAAAAUGUAAAGGCCAAGAUCCAAGACAAAGAGGGAAUUCCUCCGGAUCAGCAGCGUCUGAUUUUCGCUGGCAAACAGUUGGAAGAUGGCAGAACUCUUUCCGACUACAACAUCCAGAAGGAAUCCACACUUCAUUUGGUUCUGCGCCUUCGAGGAGGUAUGCAAAUAUUUGUGAAGACCCUCACGGGUAAAACCAUCACCCUCGAAGUCGAAGCUUCCGACACAAUAGAAAAUGUGAAAGCCAAAAUCCAGGAUAAAGAGGGAAUUCCUCCGGAUCAGCAGCGUCUGAUUUUCGCCGGCAAGCAGCUAGAAGAUGGUAGAACCCUUUCAGAUUACAACAUUCAGAAGGAGUCAACACUGCAUUUAGUCUUGCGACUUCGUGGAGGCGAAUCCUUUAAGCCGAAGUUCAGGAAUAUUACUAGUACUAUGUAGUAAAUUAGUACCUGUAGUAAUAUAAAGCCAGCGACACACGAUGCUUGUUUUCGUGUUCGAUUGCUUGCUAGAUAGAAAUAUUGCGUUCUGGUUGGUGCAUUUCCAAAAAUGAAUGAUAAUACACCAAUUAAAAUGCAGUAUUUCCAUCCAGCAAACAAUCCAGCACGAAAACAAGCAUCGUGUGCCGCUGGCUUAAUGCAAUAUUUCUUUUUUUGUUAUUCUUUUAAAUUUAUGCUUAAAAUUGAUAUUCACAGAUAUGCAUAUUAAUUCAUUUUAUCUUUGAAAUUAUUCCCGCAUUACAAGAACGACGUGUGCGACAAGAAUGUAGGAAGUUGUAGUCCGUGCAGAUAUAAAAACCGUAUGCAUUCUUGUACAGCACUGAAGCAUUAAAUAUCGUAUUCAAAACAA
This is a messenger RNA of Dinoponera quadriceps, 1533 nucleotides long. RefSeq names its product polyubiquitin-B. Gene Ontology annotation, cellular component: cytoplasm; nucleus. Gene Ontology annotation, biological process: protein ubiquitination; modification-dependent protein catabolic process. Gene Ontology annotation, molecular function: ubiquitin protein ligase binding; protein tag activity. The record is from RefSeq and is a predicted model, not a curated record. Lineage: Eukaryota; Metazoa; Arthropoda; Insecta; Hymenoptera; Formicidae.